CACCAAAUUUUAAAUCGCUCUCUCCUCCCCACCCCACUUGAGCAGUGUGGGGGAACUCAACAGCUUCCGGCGAUGGCAUAUCGAACGGACGGAUUACCGGUAGACCCUUGGAGCGGCUUCUGCCCCUCCAACUCCAUAUUCUACAGCAAGCGCAAGCCCGUCCCCCUCCCCUCCGACCCCCACCUCGACGUCACCACCUUCCUCUCCUCCCGCCGCCACUCCGGCACCACUGCCCUCAUCGACGCCGCCUCCGGCCGCCGCGUCUCCUUCCCCACUCUCUGGCGCUCCGUCUCUGCCCUCGCCUCCGCCCUCUCCUCCCGCCUCUCUGUCCGCAAGGGCCAGGUCGUCCUCCUCCUCUCCCCCAACUCCAUCCACUUCCCCGUCGUCUCCCUCGCCGUCAUGUCCCUCGGCGCCGUCCUCACCACCACCAACCCCCUAAACACCCCACAAGAAAUCGCCAAGCAAAUCUCGGAUUCCGACCCGAUCCUGGCUUUCGCGACCCGCCCCUUCGUCGGAAAACUCCCCCGCGACCGCGAUUUCCCCAUCGUCCUCCUCGAGGACUGCCGGAUCUCCGGCGAUGAUGGCCGCAUCCGCUACACGAUCGAGGAAUUGACGGCGAUGGAACCCGAUCUCCGGCGCCGGCGGGAGCUGGUGAGCCAGGACGACACGGCGACGCUCCUGUACUCGUCCGGGACCACCGGGACCAGCAAAGGCGUGGUGGCGACCCACCGGAAUAUGAUCUCGAUGGUCCAGAUGAUCCUAAACCGGCUCAAGCUGGAGGAGGGCGGCGGCGCGCUGGAGACGUUCAUCUGCACCGUCCCGAUGUUCCACAUCUACGGUCUGGCGGCAUUCGCGACGGGGCUGCUGGGAGCUGGAUCGACGGUGGUGAUCUUGUCGAGAUUCGAGUUGGGGGAGAUGAUCCGGUCGAUUGGGGAGUACGGGGCGACGUAUCUGCCUCUGGUGCCGCCGAUCCUGGUGGCGAUGUUGAACCAGGCGGCGCCGCUGCCGUUGGGGCGGCUCCGGCGGGUGCUGUCCGGCGGUGCGCCGCUGGGGAGGGAGGUGAUCGAGGGGUUCCGGGAGAAGUAUCCGGCGGUGGAGAUUUUGCAGUCGUAUGGGCUGACGGAGAGCACGGGGAUGGGGGCGUCCACGGACUCGGCGGAGGAGAGCAGGAGGUACGGAACGGCGGGGCUGCUGUCGCCCAACACGGAGGCCAGGAUCGUGGAUCCGGACACUGGUAUGUCCUUGCCGGUGAACCGCACCGGCGAGCUCUGGAUCCGAGGUCCCUUCGUCAUGAAAGGUUAUUUCAAGAAUCCAGAGGCGACGAGCACGAUGUUGGACUCAAAAGAGGGGUGGCUACGGACCGGAGAUCUUUGCUACAUUGACGAGGACGGGUAUCUCUUCGUGGUGGACCGACUCAAGGAGCUCAUCAAAUACAAGGGCUACCAGGUGGCCCCUGCAGAGCUGGAGGCACUAUUGCUGACCCACCCUGCGAUCACCGAUGCCGCCGUGAUCCCGUUUCCGGAUAAGGAAGUAGGCCAGUACCCAAUGGCAUAUGUUGUAAGGAAGGCUGGGAGACACUUGUCCAAGACCGGAGUGAUGGAGUUUGUAGCAAAGCAGGUGGCUCCUUACAAGAGGAUUCGCAAGGUGGCAUUUGUGUCAGCCAUUCCCAAGAAUCCAUCCGGGAAGAUAUUAAGGAAGGAUCUCAUCAAGCUCGCCACUUCCAAGCUUUGAUGGCUAUUUCUGCUGAGAGCACGUUGCACAUUCUGUGGGAGAAGACGACGUAAUAAGUGAGUGGUGGUUGUAUUGGAUGGCUAUUCAAGUUUGCCAUUCCAAGCUUAAAUAGAGCAUGGUUUUUUGUGUGGUAGGAUAAUAAAAGAUGCACUUUGGAGACAAUUUGUUGAGCUCAAUAUGUGUCGGAAGAAACAUAAAUGCUGAACUAAUAUCACUCGCGCAAAUAUAUCUUAAAAAUAAAGGUGGGCGCCUAUUAGGAUAGCAGUAAUGCUAUACUUGGGUGGGAUCUGGAAUUGUAAAUUUGUAUGAGCUAUUUGUGACCGGUUCAUGUUGAACUCAUAAUGAGCUUUUUUUUAUCAGUAAAGAAGCCAUGCAUGGGUACAUGUUUAGAGCUUGAA
Elaeis guineensis (African oil palm) is the source of this 2129-nucleotide messenger RNA. Its product is annotated as 4-coumarate--CoA ligase-like 4. NCBI's taxonomy places the organism in Eukaryota, Viridiplantae, Streptophyta, Magnoliopsida, Arecales, Arecaceae. Gene Ontology annotation, molecular function: CoA-ligase activity. The record is from RefSeq and is a predicted model, not a curated record. Gene Ontology annotation, cellular component: peroxisome.